Magallana angulata is the source of this 5577-nucleotide messenger RNA. Its product is annotated as netrin receptor UNC5C-like. The record is from RefSeq and is a predicted model, not a curated record. Gene Ontology annotation, molecular function: protein binding; netrin receptor activity. The coding region runs from base 568 to 3558 and encodes 996 amino acids. Lineage: Eukaryota; Metazoa; Mollusca; Bivalvia; Ostreida; Ostreidae. Gene Ontology annotation, cellular component: membrane. Gene Ontology annotation, biological process: motor neuron axon guidance; netrin-activated signaling pathway. The transcript is spliced from 19 exons.
UAGGAUCGUUUGUAUUGCGAAUGGUCUCAAAGUCAACAGUGGGAAAUUGAUAUUCUUUCAAUGUUUUCAGUACGUAGAGUAGAAGUGUGUCGGCUUAUGAUCGCACGAAAAUAAGAAAGUUUGCAGUUAACGGCAUGACAUGCACGGGGGAAAUACACCUGUAUCUGUGACAUUGUCAGGAUUUACCUUAAAUUAACCUGUAUACCUGUGGAAGUUCACUUCAUAAAUACUGGAUAAUAUACCUCAACGCACGUGGAAUUCAGAUUUUCAUUAAACGUGUAUUGUCUAUUUAGGCCUUCCAUAUCACUAACAACGCGUGUGUCAUUGGGAACUAUUUUAAAAGAGCGCAUGGAAUAAAUGUGCAGUGAUUUAUAACACAGAAAACAAGAAGAUUUUUAAACAAAGUGAAAAUAACUGUUGCUCUGAAAAGGAAAGGAGAAUUUUGAAUAUUUACAUGGUGACAUGUUUGUCAUGACUUCGAAGAUUUUUGUCCAUAUUCCUCGGAUUUAUUAAUUCGGUGUGGUGAUUUCGGAUUUUGGUUGGGGGUGGAUCCAUUAAGCGCAUGCUAUGAUGGGAAACAGCGUGAUCUGGAAACUCCUGUGGAGUAUUUUCAUUGCUAAUCUGGAUUUCUCCUCCACUGCCGAUUUUUUCUCGGAUUCUGCACUCCUUGGGAAAAGCCGCUUCCAAGAUGACACCCCUAAAUUUGUCCAGGAACCCGACGAUAGCUACCACAUUGUCCGGAACAAGCCAGCAACCGUUGAAUGUAAAGCCAUCAAUGCCGUCCGCAUUAACUUCCGCUGUGCCGGACAGUUCAUGGAACCCACCCACAUGGAAAACAUCGUGGACCAAGAAACGAGCACGAAAAUCUUGUCCGCCUUUGUCAACGUGGAGCGAGCGGACGUGGAGGAGUAUUUUGGUGGAGAUUUCUGGUGCGAGUGUUUUGCAUACAACACCAAUAUAGGAUUGGAUGGCGUAGGAGGGAUUACGAGCAAACAGGGCACUAUCGAAAUUGCAUAUCUACGAAAGAGGUUUGAACGAGAACCAUUGAUGACCAGGGUCCAAGUCUCAAAAACAACCCAGCUGGAUUGUCUACCCCCAGAGGGAAAACCUUUACCAGAGGUGUUUUGGUUGAAGGAUAAUGUGGAGAUCAACACCAAAGAUGGCUACUACAUCGUGUCCAACACUGGGGACCUCCUCAUCAGUCAGACCCAGCUACGAGACAUGGGCAACUACACGUGCGGGGCAAAGAACCUGGCAGCCAGGCGCCUGAGUGAAUCCGCCUCACUCAUUGUCUAUGUUGAUGGAAGCUGGUCAAGUUGGAGCUCAUGGACAGAGUGUUCAGUCAAAUGUGGAAAGGGGGAAACCCGGAGAAUGAGGACCUGCACCAAUCCAGCACCACUCAAUGGGGGCGCCACUUGCGUAGGGGACAGUGUCCAGACCAACCCCUGCGGCUCCAUUUGUCCAGUUGAUGGAAGAUGGGGUGCUUGGUCCUCAUGGUCAACUUGCAGUACGGAGUGUCAGCAUCACAGGAAGAGAUACUGCAAUGACCCUCCGGCUAAAGAUGGUGGAAGUUACUGCAUCGGCAACGAUCUGGAUGGGGGGAAUUGCACAGGGGGCAGGUGCAGAGGAAAGCAAAUAGAGAUUAUCGGCCCCUCCCCAACUAAUCCCACAAACGCCGACGCCCCGAACCCAGACAACGUUCGAGGAAUUGGGAUUGAAGAUGCCGAUCAUGGACUCUUGGAACAGAAUCCAUCCAGAGAAGCGACAAAUACCUCAACCAACAACGACACUUUGAUCAUGAUUAUCGGACUCUGCAUUGCGGUCGUCGUCUUCGUAGUCGUCAUUGCCAUCGUAGUUUUUCUGUUGAAGAGAAAAUAUCAAAACCAAGGUUACAUGGCAGGAAAUAUUCCACCAAUAGGAAACGCAGAAGAGAAAAAGAAUAAAAAUGGACAAGACAUGAUGUCAGUACAGCCAGACCUCACCCAGCAGGUGGUGGUGUUCCCACAUCACAGUGCCUCCCCCAGCCCCUCCAUAGAACCCCCAAACAACAAUUACCCCACUGUGGAGAACAUUUACGAUAAACCAGAUGUUGGAUUGCCCAUAUAUGCAGACCACAGACUUUCAAAUGGAUCUGUGCCCAACAGGUCAUCCCCUGAGCUGCCCCCUCCAAACUCUCCUCUCGUGAUGAACUUGGUGCCGCCCAACCCACCUAAUUUGUUGGAUAGCAGACAUUCUAUGUCAUCAGUUCAGUUACCUGCUAAUGCUGAAACUGAGGCAGUGACAUGGGGGUCAUUUAAUCAUUCUGGAGGCAGACUGAUUCUCCCAGAGUCUGGUGUUUGUAUGACCAUUCCUGAGGGAGCAGUAAAGAAGGGUCAUGAAGCUGAACUGUAUCUAGGGGUUUGGCGAGAUGACACUAACAGACCAAAAACGUCAGAUGGUCAAACAAUUGUUAGCCCAGUCAUAGUGUGUGGGCCGAACGUGCCUGGAAUCUUGAUGAAGCCGAUUAUUUUGUCGUUCCACCACUGCGCCAGUAUGAGGCAGGGGGGCUGGAUGUUGUCUCUGUAUAACAGUGACACACAACCCGAGGAGGCCCCUUGUUGGCAGAAAUUGGUGACCCUGGGUCAAGAGACCAUUAACACUCAAGUUUAUGCCCAACUUGAUCCAAACCAGUGCCAUGUCAUGACGGAACACAUGCAGUGGUACACCCUGAUAGGAGAGGCCGUCCCCGGGGGUCGACCGGUAAAGAUUCUACGCCUAGCAGCCUUCGCCUCUAAUACACCACCCUCAGUUGAAUUCAGCAUCAGGGUUUAUGUCGUGGAGGAUACCCAUGAUGCUUUGGAGGGAGUAAUGCAAGAAGAAAGAAAGUUUGGAGGUCGAUUAUUAGAUAAACCAAAGCAGAUUCCAUUCCAAGAUGGUGGCCACAACUUGUGUUUGACGAUAGAGGAGCUAACACCAGGCUGGAGAAGCAAACUGGCUGCCAACUACCAGGAGAUUCCGUUCCAGCACAUCUGGAGUGGGAACCAGAACAACCUCCACUGCUCGUUCUCCCUGGAGCUGGUGGAAGGUUCGAGUCCCAACGUGAGCUGUAAGAUCCAGGUUUACCAGAAGGCCAUACUGAGCAAUAGACAGGUCCUCAACAUCCAGAACAACUUCAACAAAGAGAAGCUUCCAUCUUGUUCCACGCCCUCGUCAACACUUAAAGGACGGACAUCGACCGUGACGACCAAUUCCAGUUCAGGGUUCAGCUCCAUGUUGACUCUAGACCCCCAUGGCAACAAUUUCAGAUUGCCUCCUCAUAUAAGACAGAAGUUGUGUUUGUUAUUAGACCAGCCCAAUGCUCGAGGAAAUGACUGGAGAAUGCUAGCCCAAGCACUCACAGUUGAUAGGUAUGUCCAGUAUUUUGCCACUAAGAGUUCCCCCACAGAACACAUACUGAAUCUGUGGGAGGCCAGGCACAGAGAGGAGUCUGCUAUUACGGAUUUAAUGAACAUUUUCCGGGUGAUGGGCCGAAUGGAUGCAGCAGCUGUCAUGGAAAAAGACAUAGGAGCGUGGUUAUGAUCCCACCGACUUUUGACUUCCAGGGCAGCAGGACUGUCCCUGUGUAAAAAAAUUUUGAAAAAGAAGAAAAACAAAAGGAAUUCAGAAAUCCAAACCCCAGGGAUCGAAAAACUCCCAUCGAUGUUAACAAAAAACAAUUUUGCAUUGAUAUACGUGAUGGUUGAGCCCUAUUCCUGGAAGCAAGGAGGAUUAAAGCUAGAAACUUGCCCAUUAUUGCAGUAGAACAAGCAAUUGCUGCUUGUUGAUUACAGAGGCUUGAAGCUAGUGACUUCACUAGGGUGAAGAGGCUAGGACCAAAUAUUUAUUACAUACCAUCAUACUCUAUAAAUCCCUUUACCAGAGUAAAAUAUUUGACAAUUCUAAGUUGGGAUGAAAAGAUAUGGUGUGGUAUGGUUAAAGGCUACCAAUGUAGUUUGUUUUUUAAAAUUCCUGGUGCUUUCCUCUCUAAGCCAAGGAAAGAAAGACAAAACGAAAUCAGAGCAGCUGUUCCAAUGCAAUAUUACAAAGCAGUAUGCCGAUUUUUUUGUUCUUUAUAUCUUAAGUGCUACAGCAAAGAGACUGAAAGAGAAGGACCAAAGGGAAGUAACCCUUGUGUUCCGUUUUAUGAUGUGAUAUUUUUUUGUUUUUUUCUGCCAUGGUUAAACAUCAUGGACAAUUUCAAAAAACAUGUACUUCAUGCUGACUGUGAUUUUAAAGAAAUAUGUGUCACACAUGUGCAUGAGUUACAUUGCCAAAAAAUAUUAAUGUACACAGAAGAUAAAAAUCCAUUAUUCAUUUUAAAAACUUUCUGCUGAUAAAUUAAUGAUUAGAAAGCUGUUUAUUACAUAAUUGAAGCUGCAUUUUGUAUUAUUUCAUGGAUUGCAAAUCUUUGAAGAAAGAAAAACAGAUUCUGUUACAUUCAUGUUAAUUAUCAUUAAGGUGAACUCUUUAUCUAGUCAUGUAAUGCAUUAUGUGUAUAUGUGUGUUGAUAUGAUGCAUGUGCACAACACACAUUGUGCAUCUAACUUCAAAAGAAAUGAAAUACAUGUACAUUCUAUUCAGAAGAGAAUAUGGAACAUGAUAAAAAAAAAAUGAAUUGUAUGAAUGAAAUUUUUAUGAAUUUAUGAAUUUAAAACAAUGUUUGUCUUUCACUGUGUAUUAUGAUGUCGGAUUUAUUUAUUCCCUGAUAGAACUUAUAUCGGCUUGGAUUUUGUUCAAACCCCAUCAUCUCAUUUGUUCAGUAAAAACUCUUUAAUUGAUUAAUUAAUCAUUAAUUAAUUGUAGGCUUGUGCGAGGUGCUCACCUGUUUGGUAUGCUAGUCUUCAGAGUAGUGUGCAUUUGUUAUAUAAUAAGAGUGAGAGAAGGACAAAUGAGAGAGUGAAGAAUGAGGGGUGAGAUAUUGUCCAAAAAUUGUUUUGUUUGUCCUUGUGCUGUGUGGAAGGUGCUAAUAAGGUUAUUAGAAUUUGUGCAAUGUUACAAAAAAAGUGAUGAAAUUAUGAUGGAAUGAUGAUGUGGCCAAGUCUAUAUGUCAUUCAUUCAAAACUGCAUGUAUCAUAUAGCAAAUUCUUAAAGGGAUAACUUGUCACAUUUAAAACCCUAUCAAGGUGCUACUGAACACAUUUUAUCAAUAAAUAUUUAAUGUGUUGCAUUCUCUGAAAUCUCAUACAAAGGGAGACUACUUUUUUUUCCUCUCAAAAUUCUAAAGAUAAAAUGUGUCCAAUAUCAAUAUACAGUCAAUUAAAUUUAAAAGGGAAUCAACUAUUUCAGCUAAAUAAUUCAUUGCAUUGAAAACAAUUAGAUCUCGAUUUUUGACCAAAGAUUUGGGGUUUUUUUUUUCAUCAGUUGCCGUUUUAGGAAGAUUUUAAAAAAUAAUUUCUCACUUUGUUUUGUUCCUUGGAACAGUUAUUGCCAAAUGAUACUGACCAAAAUAUGGUUCUCCAUGUAUACAUUCAUAUUAUUUUAUAAUGAGGAUAUUGUAUGCAUUUGAAAGAUUUGUAAAUAAUUAUUAUCAUGUGAAAAAAAAUAAAUGAUAUAAACUUG